AUGGCAAAACGUUUCUUCUUUUCAUUUCUAGUAGCUGCAUGCUCUGCUACCCACAUCUCAAGAUCGCCAUACGACAAGGCUGGCUACGGAAACUAUGAUGUUCAUCAUUUCGGAAGUAAUUACGACAGUGGUCACAAGGGACAUGGAAAAGAUCACUAUGACUACCAUGUAGAGGGAAAAGCAAAUAGUAAAUCGCACUACGGCAGCUCAGAUGAUGAUGGAAGUCACAGUUCUGGUGGACACCAUGAAGAAGAUGCUAAAAAACAUGCAGAAUCGUCAAGCAACUACGGAAAAGAUUUGAAGAUCAAAACCUAUGGGUACUUCGAUUACAAGUACAUUAGACCUCAAUUCCAUGUCGAAAAGUUCCAUUCGGAAGAAAAGCAUGCCAACAAGCACGGAGCUGACGCACAUUCACAAGCAGCUGAAAACAACAAGGAUAAAGACUACUACAGUAAGGGACACGAUGACUACUAUAACAAGUUUGGAAGAAACGGAGCUCACUACGGCGACUUCAAGUACGGAGUCUCUGGUCAUGGUUAUGAUGAAGGAGAUCACCACUUGAAGCAUGGUGGGUUUAUCAGACCUGUAAACGGUCCCGUGGAUAUCGGUGUAAAUUUCGUAACGAAUGAUCACGUUACUGCUGUGAUGCUGGAAAUAGUCUCUUCAUUGGAUAGCCUUAUGAAGAGUUUUGCUGCAGAGCUCAUUGUGACAGUAGUAAAGCACGGAAGAGCCACUUUAAUCUUGAAGGGUUUAUGCAAAUGUGCAGCUGCUGGUGGUCGUAAUGCUUCUCGUGCUACAAUGAACGAAGGAGCAUCUUUGAAACUUGCCCGAACUUGCAAAGAGUUUUUAGUGGAUUACAGCAAGUAUAGUGUGGACGUGAGAAGCUUCGCUUGUGAGAGGCUUUCUUACCUGUCUUUGGACGCGGAUGUUAAGGAGUGGAUCACAGCGGACUCGCAUCUUCUUCUGGCGUUGUUUUAUCUUGCGCAAUAUGCCGGCGUUCUUUUUACUUUGGCAUGUAUAUAUGUGAAUCUUACAAAUUCUUUCGAGAAACCGGAGGUGAAUAAGGAAAUGGUAAAGCUUGUACAAUUCGCCAAAUAUCAUGUGCUAGAGGUUCACCCGAAAGACACUGAUGACUACUUAGAGAAAACAGUUCGCUGCUUAGUAGAGGAGGGAGCUGUUGCAGCGUGUGUUGCAAUUAACAAAGCGGAAUCACAUAAGGCUCUGGAAUUAGUUGCCCGACCAAUGCUUGCGUUCUCGAAAAUUGAAGACUUACGAGGGCGAAUAAUUAGUGAAGGUGGAACAAAGCUUUGCCUUCGUUUGACAAAAGAAGCCACAUCCGAGGGAAAAAUUAAGGCUGCGCAUGCACUUGCGAAACUUAGAGCUAAGACUAAUCCAGAAAUAGCUUUCCCUGGACAGCGGGCGUAUGAAGUUGUUAAACCACUAUGUCAGCUCUUGCAUCCCAAUAUUGAAGGAAGAUCGAAUUAUGAUGCGUUAGUCACACUUACCAGUCUAGUUGGUUUUUCAUUUUUAUUCUUUUGUAGCGUGGUGAAACUCGAACUUUGCAUUGAAGAAUUCUGGUUCAUGACUGACCACCCUCAUCUUCGCGCAGCGGCUGCUGAACUUCUCCUCAAUCUUUUGUUUCUAGAUGAAUUUUUCAAUGACACUAUUAAGAAUGUGAAUGCCAGCAGUCGCAUUUUCGAGGAAAUUACAAGUUGGCCAGAGGUUCUGAAAGAAAUUUCCAUGCAUGAUGAUGCUGAGGCAAAAAGAGGUCUUGCUGCAGUCGAGAAGUUGGGUAUCGUAAAGCCAACAGGUAGGGAGCUAUAUGAGAGGACCACACGGAUUUCAACAAUACCGAAGCAGUAA
Messenger RNA from Angiostrongylus costaricensis, 1863 nucleotides. Lineage: Eukaryota; Metazoa; Nematoda; Chromadorea; Rhabditida; Metastrongylidae. The record is from the annotation of a GenBank genome assembly.